Messenger RNA from Aspergillus tanneri, 2505 nucleotides. RefSeq names its product putative dynamin GTPase. Gene Ontology annotation, cellular component: membrane; microtubule; cytoplasm. The record is from RefSeq and is a predicted model, not a curated record. The transcript is spliced from 4 exons. Lineage: Eukaryota; Fungi; Ascomycota; Eurotiomycetes; Eurotiales; Aspergillaceae. Bases 1 to 2505 code for a protein of 834 amino acids. Gene Ontology annotation, molecular function: microtubule binding; GTPase activity; GTP binding.
AUGCGUUCACAACCACCCCCAGACUUGAAGAACCCCACCCAGGAGACUGUAAUCAGAACUAAAGAUUCGUCUCCCUCCACCAUCUCAGGCAAUGGUACAGACGCCAUAAACCUGAUUGCCCAGGACAUGAAGUCGCUGGUGAAGAAAAUCCAGGACCUUCGCCACAUUGGCAUUGAGGACAAUCGGAUUGCGUUGCCCAAGAUCUGCGUGAUAGGCGACCAGAGCACGGGGAAGAGCUCCUUGAUUGAAGGUAUGUCAGAGAUCAAAGUUCCUCGGAGCUCUGGGACAUGUACCCGCUGCCCCAUGGAGAUUAAUCUCACGGAGAGCAAGCCGGGUCAGCCGUGGAUCUGUCGAGUGUUUCUUUCGCGCAAGUACAUGUUCGAUGGGUCCCGCAAAGUCACCAAACUCCCCAAGAAGUCCCAGCCGCUGGGGCCGUGGAUUCUUCAAGACCAAGAGGAUGAACUCUUUGUCACACUGUCCGAUAAAUGCUUUGUUCAGGAUGCUAUUAUGUGGGCUCAAGUCGCAAUUCUCAACCCUUCACAGCCGUCGAUUGACUAUGUUCCGGGAAGAAAUGCAGACGCUUCCAUGAACUGCCAGGUUAAGUUCUCACCCAACGUCGUGCGCCUGGAUAUCUCGGCCCCGAGUUUCCCAAACCUGUCGUUCUACGAUCUUCCUGGUGUCAUCAGCCAGGCUGAAUUUGACGAAGAGCGAUACUUGGUUUCCUUGGUGGAAAACCUGGCAAAGGAGUAUAUCUCCCAGGAAAACUGCAUUGUCCUUUUGACCCUCCCGAUGACGGACGACGCCACCAAUUCCAGUGCAGCUCGCCUCAUGCGGGAUGUGCGCGGAGCGAAGGAGAGAACCUUGGGUGUUUUGACAAAGCCCGAUCGCGUACAAGCCUGCGAGUCUUACAACCAGUGGAUGGAAAUCCUCGAGGGCGAUAAGUUUGCAUUGGGGCAUGGCUAUUAUGUGGUGCAGAACAACCCGGAUCCCUCGGUAGAUCAUGCACAGGCACGCGACGAGGAGGCCGAUUUCUUCACACGUCAUCCGUGGUCCACCGAGUUACAAGCAUACAAGGAUAGAUUCGGCACGAGGAACCUUCAGUCUGCACUGUCUAUGCUCCUUCUGGAGCGGAUCCAGGGAUGCCUUCCUCGGAUCAUUGAACAAAUCGAUGCAAAGGCGGCUCGUAUUGAUGAUGAACUGAGGACCCUUCCAGACCCUCCAAGCGCCAACGUGCAGUAUAUCUUGUGUCGAAAAAUCAGUCAGCUAAAGGAAAGAAUCACCGCUCAUUUUAAUGGUGGGUCAUCCCAGUAUCCUCUGCAGAAGAUAUGGGGUCACUUGGCCCUGGAUUUCAAAACCGCCCUCAUUAAGACUCGUCCAACCGUCCAGCUACGAGCAGGUUCGGAUGCCGCCCGACUUGGGGGUGAGCGUGACGGAGAGUCCGACUGUGAGAUGACUGGGGUCCAGAAUGUGACCCCCGUGAAACGAAAAACUCCUGGUGAUGGACCGACUUCUACACCCAACCUUCCAGAUGUCAACGGGGCGGGGGGGCAGGUGGGCACCCCGAAAACCUCGGUAUACUUCACCACUCAUUUUCACAAGUUUGACAAGCCUGCACGUAUGUUUACUUGGGAAGAGAUCAGGGAGAUCAAUGAGGACGCGUACCGCGCCGGGAUCCCCGACCAGGCAGAUCCCAAGGCCAUCGAAAUCAUGAGGCAGUUGAGCGUGAGGCACUGGAACGAACCCAUGCUGGUGUUUCUGCAGGCUACUCAUAGCUUGGUGCGGGAAAUGCUCAUGAAGCAACUGGAAGAUGUGUUCACCCAGUAUCGGCAGACAAGCCUUUACAGAGAAUUAAGGAAGAUUAUUGACACAUUUCUGAGAGGACUUCAGAAAGAACAUAUCCGACAUGCACAGGAAAAUUAUGACAUAGAGUGUCAUAAGCCGUUUACCAUGGCGACAACGACGCUGGAGCAGGUCAGCCGGUCCGCCUACCAGUUUCUCAGCACUCGUCGUAACGAAGCUCGCGUCCACUGCGCCUUGGCCCUACGGGGGAUCUCCGCUGAGCAUCCGCGCAGGGAUUAUGAGAUGAAGAGACUGGUCCUGCCGGCUGACGACUUUACACAGGAGUUGAAGAUGAUGGCGUCCACCAGGGGAUACUAUGAGAUAGCAAGUUCGCGAUUCAUCGACUUCACCUGCCAGAGCGUGCACACCAAGUUGUUCUCCAAAUGCAGGGACGAACUGAUCACUGUCAUCGAGGAAGAGUUGGGCAUUGUCGAAGACAAUGCCUUUGAACGUUGUCAGGAACUAAUGGCCGAGGAUCCGGAGCGUCAACAUAGACGUCAGUACCUGCUUCGGGAGAAGGAGAAGAUUACCAAGGCGCAGGAAUGGCUGGACAGUGUAAAGCGUGAAGACGACGCAGGCGAGCAGGGAACGGUGUUUGUGAAGUCACAGCCCCCCGACGAGUGGGCGAGUUUCCCGGUGUUUCCUCCUACCGUGAGUAUGGAUUAG